Messenger RNA from Scomber scombrus (Atlantic mackerel), 1362 nucleotides. RefSeq names its product solute carrier family 35 member G2a (gene slc35g2a). Lineage: Eukaryota; Metazoa; Chordata; Actinopteri; Scombriformes; Scombridae. The transcript has a single exon. The record is from RefSeq and is a predicted model, not a curated record. The coding region runs from base 1 to 1362 and encodes 453 amino acids.
AUGGAGUCCACUCACCUCCUGGGCAGCUCUAAGAAGAGAGUAAAGAUCCACCCUCACACUGUCACAGCCAAAUAUGCCACACACACCCCCUACUCCCCUCAACCUGGAGUGCACACACACUUCCCCCAACCUGGAGACGACGGCUACGAUGACGCUCCGUCAUUCGAGGACUUUGGCUCCUUCCUGGAGGAGACGUCAGACAGGAAACAGCUGACGGAGAGCAAGAGGUGGCCUCUGACUCUGUUUGGAUCCAAAGAGAAGGAGAAGGACACGACCCACAAACCCCAACCUGCCGGAGGAGGGGAGGGGAGCGAAGGGAUGGCCAAAGCAGCAAAGGGGUCUGGGAAAGGUGUGGGGGAACAAUUGGCCAGUUUUGGGGAGGCAUCUGUGUCCGCCUCUCGUCUCACCUGGGUGGGGCUGCUUGGGGCGGCGCUGGCUCACGGCUGUUUGAUCGUUCUGACACGUGUGGCUUCUCAGCGCUUCAGCCUCGGCCCCCUGUUUCUGCUCUUGGUUCGGUCCAUCGUUCAGCUCUCAUCUGUGGCUGUACCACUGCAUAAGGGGGAGAACCCUUUUGGACCACAGGGCUAUCGUCUACGUCUGCUCUGUUAUGGCAUCGCCUAUUCCCUCUCCCUCUGCUGUGCCUACUCAUCCCUAACCUUCGUCUCCCCUGGAAACGCCACAACAACCUGGCGCCUGGCAACUACAGCACUGUCUGCGACUCUGGCCUUCCUGCUCCUGGAGGAGAGGCUGGGAUUGGCUGAUGGCAUCACCAUAGCUGCGGGGCUGUGCGGCUUGGGGCUUGUAUUGCUUCCCACAGUAGAUGAGAGCAACACAGAUAGACCAACUGACCCGGUUGUGUUUUGGAGGGGUGCGUUCGGAUGGUCUCUUUCGGCACUGGCAGGGCUGUGGAUGGCUCUGGCGCUGGUUGGAUAUCGUUCCCUGAAGGAGAGAGUGGGGGUUGGCACUGCUCUCUUCACAGUUAGCUGGACGGGCUGCGUGCUGGCCCCAGCCUCCUUGGCCUUGCUCCAGGAGGGCUGGUCCUGGCCUGUGAGUGCUCCAGCCUGGGGCUUGGUCAUUGGCCUGAUUGCCUGCUCGAUUGCAGCCUUCCUGGGCAUGACGCACGCCCUCACCCGACUCCACCCAGCUCUGGUCUCCGCCUCUCAGAGCCUGGAGAUACCUGUUGCCCUGCUGCUGCAUCUAGCCGUGCUACCGGUAGCUCCCACUGCCCCUGAGGUUGUCGGAAAUGUGAUGGUCAUACUGAGUGUCGGCUGGCUGGUGGCAAUGAAGCUGCUCCCGUCUCGUGGGGGUGGGCGCCGCCAAAGGGAGGAGUAUGAGGAGAUUCUGGACUCACCCAUCAAAUAG